AUGGGUUCCAUUGGCAAGAUAGAGACAAGGCUGUUCAUAAAUGGCAAGUUUGUUGAGUCUUCAGACGGGAAGACUUUUCCCAUCAAAUCACCAGCGACCAGGGAAGUUGUCGCCGAAGUGUACGAAGCCAGCGAAAAGGACACCGAUGCCGCUGUAGCUGCCGCCAAAGCAGCCUUUCCGGCAUGGUCUGCUCUCUCUCCUGCCGAGAGAGGUGCGUACUUGAAAAAACUGGCAGCGCUGUUGGUCGAAAGUGGCGAGGAGUUGUCUCGAUUGGAGGCUCUUUCGAUGGGUCGGCCGGUGUCGUUGUAUUUCGACCAUCGAGCCGCAGCCAGCACCUUUGAGCAUUAUGCCGAGGCCGGAUAUGAAGUUCAAGGUGUUAGCAGCUUGAACACUCCAGGUUUCGUUAACAUGACAUUCAAACAGCCGUACGGGGUUGUCGCCGCAAUUAUUCCCUGGAACGUUCCGCUGGUGUUUUUCGCAAACAAGGUGGCGCCUGCGCUUGCGGCGGGAAACACUGUUGUUUUGAAGAGCAGCGAGAAAGCGCCGUUGACGUCUGCCAAAGCUGCGACUCUGAUCGAGAAAGCAGGUUUUCCUCCCGGAGUCAUCAAUGUUAUAUCCGGACACGGGCAGACAUCAGGGGCCAUAUUAUCGUCACACAUGGACGUCCGAGCCCUCAGUUUUACCGGAUCGUGUCGAACUGGCCGUCUCAUCCAGGCUGCUGCAGCAAAAUCCAAUCUUAAGCAUGUUGUCCUUGAAUUGGGGGGAAAGUCACCUGCCAUUAUAUUUGACGAUUGCGACCUCGAAGAUGCCGUCAAGGAAACGAAGUUCAGCAUUCAGUACAACAGUGGCCAGGUUUGCAUGGCCAACAGCAGAAUCUAUGUCCAAGAUACCCUUGCUGAUAAAUUCAUUGAGGCGUUCAAGGAGCAGUUUGCCAAAGUCUCUGCAGGAGAUCCGCUGGACCCCAACACCAACCAUGGUCCACAGGCUGAUUCCGCGCAGUUCGACACUGUACACAAAUAUAUUGCAGCUGGAAAAUCGACUGGGACGCUGGCCCUGGGUGGUACAGCGGAUGUGCCUGGUCUCUCAGAGUCCGCCCAGCAAGGUUAUUUUGUGCCACCGACCAUCUUCCUGCACACGCCGGAAGAGGCUGCAGUGAUGAAAGAGGAGAUCUUCGGACCUGUUGUGAACAUCAAUACCUUCAAGACUGAGGAGGAGGUUAUUGCCAAAGCCAAUGACAGCGAGUUCGGUCUGUACGCGGCGGUGUACACCAAGGACAUCAACCGGGCCAUGAGAUUUGCAAAGGCAUUAGAGGCAGGCACAGUGGCUGUCAACUGCACCAGUCCAACGACGGCAAGAGACAUGCCAUUCGGCGGCUACAAGAGCAGUGGCUCAGGUCGGGAAGGCUUCGGACACAGUCUGAACAAUUUCCUCGAGACCAAAACUGUGUUGAUCAAGGUCAAGUGA
Molecule: messenger RNA, 1464 nt
Organism: Fonsecaea multimorphosa CBS 102226
Lineage: Eukaryota; Fungi; Ascomycota; Eurotiomycetes; Chaetothyriales; Herpotrichiellaceae
Exons: 4
Coding region: 1-1464 (487 amino acids)
Molecular function (GO): aldehyde dehydrogenase (NAD+) activity
Source: RefSeq, a predicted model, not a curated record